Messenger RNA from Myzus persicae (green peach aphid), 1254 nucleotides. RefSeq names its product persulfide dioxygenase ETHE1, mitochondrial. The record is from RefSeq and is a predicted model, not a curated record. NCBI's taxonomy places the organism in Eukaryota, Metazoa, Arthropoda, Insecta, Hemiptera, Aphididae. Bases 343 to 1167 code for a protein of 274 amino acids. Gene Ontology annotation, biological process: hydrogen sulfide metabolic process; glutathione metabolic process. Gene Ontology annotation, molecular function: sulfur dioxygenase activity. The transcript is spliced from 7 exons.
ACUAGGGGUUAUAGUCUUAGUGCAGUCUACAGGUGUUGUUUAUUGUUAUCAUAGUAAAUACAGAUCUGAAAUUCUGAAAUGAUUUCUUUUUUAUUUAAACUAAUGACUAGGUUAACAGCAUACAAUGACAAACAAAAUUAUAUUCACAACAGUCACAGCUCGAGAACAAUAAAGUUGGCAUUAAUAUGUUUGUACACCAAAGAAAUCAUUAUUUUGGAAAAGCCUGAAAAAGUAUAAACGUCUAUAUAUUUGACACAUUAAUAACUUUUUGUACUAGCAUAAUAAUUUAAUAAUAUUCUAGUCAUCUAUAAGAUUAAGAAAUAAUAAUUCACUAAUGGAAUUAUGAUAGCAGCUAGUUGUAAAAGCCAACUUUUUAGACAGCAUCGUAAUCGUGUCAAUCUGUUUGGUGAAUUUUCAAAAGUAACCGUGAUGAAUAACUGUAGACUUGCUCAAGAUACAUUUGUAUUUCGACAGUUGUUUGAUCAAGAAUCUUGGACAUAUACUUAUCUGUUGGCUGAUUAUGUAGCAAAGGAAGCAAUAAUUAUUGAUCCAGUUAUCGAACAAGUGAACCGCGAUCAUUCAAUACUUAAAAGACUUGGUUUAAACCUUUUAUACUGUGCCAAUACUCAUGUACAUGCUGAUCAUGUGACUGGAACUGGUGAACUGAAGAAGUUAAUACCAACUUGUGAAAGUGUUAUUUCCUUAUGUAGUGGAGCUCAAGCAGAUAAAUAUGUGAAAUCGGGGGAUGAAAUACAGUUUGGAAGGUACUCUGUUGAAGUUAGACAAACUCCAGGGCAUACUAAUGGUUGUGUUACAUUUGUUUGUCACGAUGAAGCAAUAGCCUUCACUGGAGAUUGCUUGUUGAUUGGUGGUUGUGGACGCACUGACUUUCAAGAAGGAGAUCCUGAAACGUUAUACUCUUCUGUUCAUGAACAAAUAUUUUCGUUACCCGAUUAUUAUAAAGUAUAUCCGGCACAUGAUUAUACGGGUCAAACCGUUUCUACAAUUGGAGAAGAAAAGACUUAUAAUCCACGACUCUCUAAGUCUUUAGAUGAAUUUAUUGAAGUGAUGAACAAUUUAAAUUUAGCAUAUCCUAAAAAAAUUGAUGUUGCUUUACCACUCAAUUUGAAAUGUGGUAUUCAAGACGAAUUGAAAAACAAUGAUUGACAAUUUUAUUUUACCAUGAUAAUAUAAAAUAUUGAAUUUGUUUAAAAUGUUAUUCUAUUAAAAAUUAAAUAAUUACAAUUAAAAUGA